AUGGCCCAGUCACUUCAAGGCGAGGAAGAGCCUCCUCACACCCCGGAAACUACCAACCACUCAACAACCCAAUCUAAUUACGACCGACGGCGUGAGCAGGUUAGACGAGCACAAAAAAAGCACCGAGAACGAAAGGAGAACCACUGUCGUCAGCUCGAAGAUGAGCUCUACCGAUUAUAUCAUCUCAUCACCACGGAGGAAGAGUUGCGGAAUCUCCGAUUCGAAAAUGAAAUUCUCCGCGAGAUUAUGAUCCGUCAUUCAAUACCAUUGCCUACCGAUAUGCCAGUAAAAGAGACAUCAUGGGUGGAAGUAACGUUCACUAAUAAUGGUGGCCAAGAUCAACGUCUACAGGUCAAACUGCCAAAUCAAUGGCCUGCCCCGCAGGAAGAUUAUUCUGCAGGGCCCAAUACAGGGUCACAAUCGAUCCAGCCAAGUGACCCCUCUACCGAGCUCUCGGGAAUAAGUGACCCAACAUAUUACUCCAGCGGCAUAAAUAUUGCCCAACUAGGAAUUGAUUUCGUAUUAUCAAUUGAACGACCCUGUCUCUUCCACACACAUCACUCUAACACCGAAGACCCAUCUGGACAUGCAUUAUCAAUGCAAGGAAUUUUGCUCUCCAGAGCCCCGCAGGAUCUACACGAUCAGUCUACAUGGGAAGUUUCCGCCCGGCAACUGCAGAAGCUUUUCGAGCUCUCGGGUUGUCUUGGAUUGGAUGGGUACAUUACCCCUGUUCAAGCGUGGAAUCGUAUCAUUAGUCGUUUGGAUUUGGAGCAGAUCUUGGGUCCCGGAUUGGAGGGCUUGAGGUCUGCUAUGAUUCCCCAUGUUAAAUGUUAUGGGUUCGGUGCCUUGAUUGAGGACGAUGAAUUCGAGGAUCUAUUCCAGUGUAUCUUUGGACAGUAA
Molecule: messenger RNA, 900 nt
Organism: Penicillium cataractarum
Lineage: Eukaryota; Fungi; Ascomycota; Eurotiomycetes; Eurotiales; Aspergillaceae
Product: bZIP transcription factor
Exons: 5
Coding region: 1-900 (299 amino acids)
Cellular component (GO): RNA polymerase II transcription regulator complex
Molecular function (GO): DNA-binding transcription activator activity, RNA polymerase II-specific; transcription cis-regulatory region binding
Source: RefSeq, a predicted model, not a curated record